CAGGUAUAUUGAUUUGGUAUUUGUAUCCACUGAGGGAGAAAAUAAAGGAUUAUCUUAUCUUAUUUGAUCUUAUCAUUAGGCAGAAGAAGCUACAUAAAUUAGAGAGAACACAAAAUCAAAAACCUUACAUGCAUGAAUGAAAAAAAAAAUACAUCAAUAAGUAUUAGUGAGUGUAGAAUAACAAAGAAGACAUGAAAUGGAUGUUAAGUGUGGAAAAAAAUCAUUUCAACAGAAGUCAAGAAUACUCUGGAGAAGGUAGAUAUAGUAUUGUCAAAAUCUACAAUAAAGAGAUACCUUUAUCAUAAUAGAGGGUUUACAUCAAAGUACAAACAUUCAAGGACAGAAAAAAUAACAAAGCUGUUGUAAUCCAAUCCAAAGAGUAUCACCAUAUAAUGUGUUAAACAUGGUGGAGGCAGUAUUAUGGCAUGGGCAUGUAUGGCUGCGGAAUGAGAUCUACUAGUGGUUUUUGAUCAUAUGACAGAAGUAGCAGGAUCAAUUCUGAGAUAUACAGUGCUUUAUUCUCAGUGGUUGUUACUUAAAACACCAACAGACAUUUCAACAAAAGAUAUGAUAAAAAUGAUAUUCAAAUAAAUUGUAUUCACAAUGUUAUGCAGCGCCACUACUUCAUUUCAUGCUUGCGUAUUAUACUGACACCCAAAUAAAAGGUUUGUGUGCACUGGCUGGUAAAGAUUUACCAGUUUUAAUUAUGACAAAAGAUGUGCAAAUUAAACUGUGAUAAUAAAUAAGCAAGGAGUCAGGUACAUGUUUAGCCUAAAAAUAAAAAAAAUGCAGCCCAAACAGAUGAUACAGAACACAGAGCCCAUCAGAGGCCAUAGUUUUAAUGUUACGACGUCAUUACCUCAAGAUUGAAGCCAUAUAACCACAAAGGCGCAUGGAGAAAAUUAGGAGGGAUGAAAUGUUCUUGUUUUCUGUGCGCAGCGAAGCGUGUUUUUCAAGGUAAAUAUUCUUCAUCCAGCAUGAAAUAGCAGCUCUUUGUUGUUUGCUCAGAGGUAAAGAGGCGGAAAAGUGAGCAGGAUCUGAACUGGUUUCCAUGUCAAACACUUCAAUUCACCAUAGAAACUUAGAUCUUAACGCGGAAACUUUAUUAAACUGUGAUGGUGGAUUGAUAAGGGCCGAAUUUCUAUCGGCCUCUUUUUAUUGUGGGCACCGGGCGGGCUGACAGAGGUAAAUUGCUCUUUUAAUUAAAGCAAUGCACCAGGGGAAAUUGCUGUCUGAAUAUUGUCUCAGAGAUGGGGGCCAGUGACAGUUGCCUGGAAACUUCAAUCUGUCCACCCGCAUUUAUUCCAGAUCACAGUUAUGAGAUAAAGUUUAAUAAAAAUCUUUUCCUGCGCCUCCAACGAAAUGAAAUCCAACCCUUUCUGAACAUCUGAACACAAUGAGACAGGACUGCGAAGGAAACCUCAUGUUCAACAUGUAUCUCUCAGAUCCAACAGAAAAUCUAUUAAAAGAAAGUAAAGGAACAUCUUGGGGCCCAAUAAACACAGGAGUGCAGAAAGGGAGCGGGCAGAUCCAGCUGUGGCAGUUCCUGCUGGAGCUGCUCUCCGACGGCAGCAACGCUGCCUGCAUCGCCUGGGAAGGAACCAACGGGGAGUUCAAGCUGGUGGACCCGGACGAGGUGGCCCGGCGCUGGGGCGAGCGCAAGAGCAAGCCCAACAUGAACUACGACAAGCUGAGCAGGGCGCUGCGCUACUACUACGACAAAAACAUCAUGACAAAAGUGCACGGGAAGAGAUACGCCUACAAGUUUGAUUUCCACGGCCUGGCGCAGGUGUGCCAGCCGUCCACCACCGAGCAGGCCAUCUACAAGUUCCAGGGGAACUUCUCCCCGAUCCCCUUCUCCGGGAUCUCCAAGCUGAACCUGCACGUGGGCCCCGGCGUGGGGCCCUCGGGCUUCUCGUACUGGCCCAGCUCGCCCCCCGCAGCUCUGUACCACAGCCACAACCUGCAGCCUCCCUUCGGGACCGUGUCUCCAUCUCACAUCAGCUGCGUCAACAACAUCAGCAGCCUGGCCAACAUCAACAACCACUACAACUGACUCUGCACUGCAAAAACUCUAACUCUUGACAAGAAUAGUUGCCUUAUUUAUAGUUAAAAUGUCUCAUUUUUAGUAAAA
Cololabis saira (Pacific saury) is the source of this 2134-nucleotide messenger RNA. It is a transcript of the gene fev, whose product is annotated as FEV transcription factor, ETS family member. Gene Ontology annotation, molecular function: DNA-binding transcription factor activity, RNA polymerase II-specific; sequence-specific DNA binding. The transcript has 3 exons. NCBI's taxonomy places the organism in Eukaryota, Metazoa, Chordata, Actinopteri, Beloniformes, Belonidae. Gene Ontology annotation, biological process: cell differentiation; regulation of transcription by RNA polymerase II. The record is from RefSeq and is a predicted model, not a curated record. Gene Ontology annotation, cellular component: nucleus. The coding region runs from base 1397 to 2056 and encodes 219 amino acids.